AUGCCUCCCCCCGGGCUCCAUGGACCUGGUAUCCCAGCAAUAGAGCUUACAGAGCCUGAAGAUAUGCCCGGCGCAGACGAGCGGGAUCUCUCAGGUCCGACGGCUCCUUUGCUCGCCCGGUCCCACACCUCCGACGACGACGCCAACCACGACGAGAGCCUAACUUCUGAGCUAGGAUACUCCGGAGGCUGGUUUAUAUGGGCGCUGACCUUCUCAGCCGGAAUAAGUGGUCUACUAUUUGGAUAUGACACAGGUGUUAUUUCGUCUACUUUAGUGACCAUCGGCUCGGAUCUUUCGGAUCGCACGUUGACAACGCUCGAUAAAAGUCUCAUUACAUCAUGCACCAGUCUUUGUGCGCUUAUCGCCAGUCCUUUUACCGGCGUGUUGGCUGAUAAGCUUGGUCGACGGAAGGUUAUACUUGGCGCAGAUGCGUUAUUUGCGCUUGGGGCUUUGGUACAGGCAUUUACGAGCCAGGUUUGGGGUAUGGUGCUUGGGCGCAGUAUUGUUGGGCUUGCGGUUGGUAGUGCGAGUGCGGUGACUCCGUUGUAUAUAUCGGAGUUAGCUCCGUCACACGCAAGAGGCAGACUCGUCACGAUCCUCUGUCUGUUUGUCACCGGCGGCCAGGUGGUGGCAUACAUAGUCGGGUGGCUGUUCUCGAGUACGACUGGAGGCUGGCGAUGGAUCGUGGGACUCGGAGCAUUCCCUGCUUUCGUUCAGCUCGCUAUUCUCAUUCUUCUACCGGAGACGCCUCGCUGGCUGGUCCAGGCUGGACUGAACGACCGGGCGAAAACAGUUCUAACCAAGAUCUACCAGGAUUGUCCUGGCUGUGAUCGGGUGGUAGACCGUCUUCUGAGCAAUAUCAGCGGGGAGAUAGCGGAAGAGGCGUCUGAAAUGGGACCAGUUAAGCCCCGUGGUUUGAAGCCGCAGUGGCUACAUGAUGCUCUUCAACGUGGGGAGCAAUUGUUACAUGGGGGAAACAGAAGAGCGUUGAUCAUAGCGACGAUGCUCCAGGCAACCCAGCAACUCUGUGGAUUCAACAGCCUGAUGUACUUCUCUGCAACCAUCUUCUCCUCUCUUCAAUUCUCGUCCCCGACACUGACAUCGCUUUCGGUGGCGAUGACGAACUUCGUCUUCACGCUUCUUGCAUUUGUGCUGAUCGACAGGAUCGGUCGUCGACGCAUUCUCCUGUACUCAAUCCCUGUCAUGGUCAUUGCGUUGGUCGUAUGUGCCUUUUCUUUCUCGUCAAUGGACGGUACAUGGAACUCCCAUCCCCCAGCUCGGCGUCAAGAGAAGGGCACUAGCUCUCUUAUGCCCGUCGCAAUCCUACUCUGUCUUACUGUCUACACUGCAGCGUACGCCCUUGGACUCGGCAAUGUCCCCUGGCAGCAGUCUGAACUCUUCCCUCUGAAUGUUCGCUCUUUGGGGUCGGGGUUAGCAACGGCAACCAACUGGGGAUCGAACUUCAUCAUCGGUCUCACGUUCCUACCGAUGAUGGAAUGGAUCUCACCCUCAUGGACGUUUGCACUCUAUGCAGUUAUCUGUGCUGUUGGGUGGGUUGCUGUUUGGGCCAUUUACCCUGAGCUGAGUGGGCUUGGUCUCGAGGAGGUCAAAGGUCUUUUGGCUGAUGGCUGGGGGGUGAGAGAAAGCUUGCAGCGACGUCGUGUUUCUGGACGUGGAUAG
Molecule: messenger RNA, 1680 nt
Organism: Penicillium bovifimosum
Lineage: Eukaryota; Fungi; Ascomycota; Eurotiomycetes; Eurotiales; Aspergillaceae
Product: putative MFS myo-inositol transporter
Exons: 3
Coding region: 1-1680 (559 amino acids)
Biological process (GO): transmembrane transport
Cellular component (GO): membrane
Molecular function (GO): myo-inositol:proton symporter activity
Source: RefSeq, a predicted model, not a curated record